GUAUUUCAAACUGCACUGCUUCGAGAUAAAAGGGAGGAAUGCAAAUUUACCAGCAAGUUUUAUGGAAAUCUGUUGCCAAUCUGUUAGCAUACUGCUCGCAUUGUGCUUACUGGGAAGCAUUCGAUCAUAUUGGGUUGUAAUAUUAAUAAGUUUGGCUGCAAGUAUAAACAUGUUCUAAUUCUAAGACUUAUGACUCAUUGCAAAUGCAUUUAACUGUGAUUAACGAGAAACCGCUUGUAAUCAUUUUACACUCAGUACUGCUACAGUUUACAAUUUAUUGAAGUUUAAUAUUUAAAUACCCUUAAAAUGGAAAACUUAGAAAUGUUCGGCAAAUAAUACUGUGGGAAUUCAAACAAGGCAGUUCUGCUGAUAAAGACACAGCUCGAAAAAUGGUAAAAGUUUUGAAUAGGAGAGGCUCCUCCAGUGAUCUCUACCGUGAUCUAUAUUACACAGAUCACUUCCCUUAUAAUUUAUUCCUAUUGAUUUAUAUUGAUCCUAAUUAGAACAAUAACUGUGUUUUAAAGUCUAACACAUCCCAUUAGCGCACAGUUGCUUCGGUUAGAAAGUUUCAUGUCUGAACAUCGACAUUUGCCAGGUUCGAUCCACUAAACUAUAAGUAAUUUUUAUGACUGACUGAUGAUUUAAUACUUUAUAUAGUAAUAAAAAAUUUUAAAUAUAAUCGAACUUAUUUAUAUACAACCUAAUAAAAAGCAAGGAUGCGUAUUUAUCGGGCAGUGUCCUAUCCAUCAGACAAAUUAAGUCAUAAGAUUAUUAUAACUGUGUGUAUCCCGAACACCCAAGUUGUUAAAUAUCUGUUCAUUGCUGGUACCCUAUUAAUUACUUUUGAAAAUAUAUCGCAAUACUGUUCACACUGUAAUCGCUUGCUCCUAUUUUUGUAUUUUACCCACCUCUCUUACAGUUAUAUUAUCAAAAAUCGGGAUGACUAUACGGUACUCAAUAAAUAGUGUUUCCCAAAAAACCAAAAUUUGGGGAUGCAAUUCGUUACAAAUAUUCGUUACACACAGAAUAAGUUGCAGAUAUAAUCAUAUGAUAUAUCAUAUGUUAUAUAAUUACCAUCAUAUCAAAACUGAUGUGUCUGUAUGAUCAAGCAAGUAACGCUCCUUCUAAGAACCGUGUAUACGCUACGAAUGCGUGGACUGUAAUGAAGAACACGAAGACACGUACUGCUUGGAAAAAUCAAUUGCGCUUGCGCGACUUUGGUCAAGACAUCAUGCAAUGACUAUUUUUCUGUGAGAAAUAAAUAUCCGUUGUACGUACGGUGCCAAAUUGAUCGGUUAAACGCCCGCUUUUCUCUCCCUCGCAAAUUGCGAGCAAAUUAUUUCUAUAACACCUUAUAUUACAUCUUGAUAUUUUAUGUUACUUUCAUCGGUAUAUUUAUGUUAAAUUAAGGAAUUUUACCUUCAAAAAUACGCUGGAAGAAAAAUAUCAUAUAAUAUUCUUUAUUCAAAGAAAGAAAUAGCUAAAAUCGCUUUAUCGCGAUAUAUCGCUGCCAAAUGCGUGUGGAAGCUCGACCAAGAGUGAUCUAUGUGAGAUAUGGAUACUCAAUUUCUUUAUAUUCAUCGACUUUCUCUGGCCGCAAUUGGGUUAUGGCCUUACCAUCGAACAAUGCUUGUUCAACUUCAGUCUUCUGUGUUUUCUCUUACUAUGAUUAGCUAUCUUAUAUUUCAGCUUACAACACUUCUAACUACAGAAUGGACUAUUGCCUUUAUUGUUGAAAUUCUUUCUACAUCGCUUUUUGUUCUUUUGUGCACAAUUCUUUAUAAUUCUUGUUGGAUUAACACGCAUGUUGUGAAGCGUGUAUUGGACAAUCUUCAGUACAUCUGUAGCGAUUUAAAGGACGAAAACGAAAUUGCUAUAAUAAAAAGAUAUGGAUAUAUUGCAAAAUGUGUUGCAGUUGCAUACACAUCGUUGACGAUGUGCGCUUUCUUCAUGGCCACACUUUUGCCAUUUCUGCCGCGGAUUUUCGGCAUCUUUUCUCUCGUAAAUGAAUCUAAGCCACAUCGCAAUAUAUAUAUGAGAACUGAAUAUUUUGUUGAUCAAGAAAAAUAUUUUUAUUUUAUUUUGCUGCAUCUGUACGCAACCCAGUACAUAGGAGGAGGUAUAUUAUUAGGAGAAGCAAUAGUGAUGGUGGGAUACGGUACAUAUUCUUGUGGAUUAUUUAACAUUGCAAGUUACCGUAUCGAACAGGCAAUGCGGAUAAGUAAUGACGAAAUAACUAAUCGCAAGAACAAGAAGGAGAUCGACAGGAAGAUAAGUCAUGCAGUGAACGUUCAUCGCACAGCUCUUGAGUUUAUUACAUUCUUUCUACAUAGCUUCGAGGGAACAUAUUUUGUUUUAAUAGCGAUUAUUGUAAUUUCUUUGAGCCUCAAUCUGUUUGGAAUUUUUCAAGCCGUUUGUUUACGUAAGAUGGAAAAUUGUGUAUUACACUUGGGGUUUGCGCUUGCCCUUUUAACAUGUUCAUUAGGAGCCAAUUACAUCGGUCAAGCAAUUACAGAUCACUAUACUUACAUAUUUUCAACUGCAUAUAACGUUCGAUGGUACAUUGCACCUGUACGCGUGCAAAGAUUAAUAUUGUUUCUUUUGCAAAAAGGCGCUAAGCCUUAUAGCAUAAAAUUGGGUGGUCUUUGUACACUAUCUUUAGAAAAAUUUGCCUCGCUAUCAACUGUAUCAUUAUCGUAUUUUACUAUUAUAUGUGCUAUCCAAAAGUGAUAUUAAUAUGAAUCAACUUAAUAUUAAGACCAAAUAAACUUGAAGAUUAGGUACUUGCUUAAAAGUUUCGUUCUUAAAUAAUUGGUGGCUCAGAUUGUCAGAAAAUGAAUAAAGAGAAUGACACA
Molecule: messenger RNA, 2855 nt
Organism: Ooceraea biroi (clonal raider ant)
Lineage: Eukaryota; Metazoa; Arthropoda; Insecta; Hymenoptera; Formicidae
Product: odorant receptor 13a
Biological process (GO): detection of chemical stimulus involved in sensory perception of smell; sensory perception of smell
Cellular component (GO): plasma membrane
Molecular function (GO): odorant binding; olfactory receptor activity
Source: RefSeq, a predicted model, not a curated record